AUCCACUUGCUCGAGAAAUCCAUUUUUGUUUACCAAUAAUUAACCAUCACAUCGUCUAGAAGGUUAAGGAUCGACUACACGUAAACGAAUCGGAAUGUUGGAAGAAAUAGACGAGUUAGAAGUAGACGAAGCGUUUUUUGGGGCACUUCAGGAGAACCAUUCGGUAGAGGAAUCCGAGCAAGCGAAAGCGUUAAUCGCAGAGGGAGACAUCGAAGGAGAAGCCUCCGAAGCACGCCGAUCUCACCAUACAUUCCAAGACAUCUGCGAUGAUCCGCAAUCACUGCUCAUGGGAAGUAGAAGGCCUCGAUCCUCGUCUUCCGAAUUGGCGCCCGAGGUGGAUGAGGAGGAGGAGGAGCCGGCGGAUAGAUCUGUCAAGAAAUUCAAGCUGGAUUCGGUUGAUGCUCCUCAUCAAAACAUCGUUCAGGAUUCAAUCUCGAAAGAAAUUCCUGAUGUCACUCACAAUGCCGCCAUGGUAUCUAAUUCAAGGCAAUCUGAAAAUCGCAAGGGAGUCGAUGAAGGUCUAAAUGGACUGGAUGUUUUAGAACUCGACGAAGCUUUCCCUCCACUCCCAGGACAAGAGCCGGGCUCUGAGAAGGAGAACAAUGACAACGAUUCAGCCCUUGCCGGACCGUCCAAGGGUCGAGAAGGCAGUCUGGCGACGUUGGAAUUGGAGAUAGACGAAAGCUUUAUGGUCCCGAUGAAGCCGAUCCCCCAGCCGUCUGUGCCAGCGUUUGAACGGAUCAGAAGAGACGAGCCGAUCUCCGAUUCGCCGGUUUCCUUUGAUGAGAUGAUGGAUGAGGCGGAGAACCACGGAGGAGGAGACGAUCUCUUGGAGAUCGAUUCCCAGUUCGGCGACAGUCAUCUCAAUCGUCCUACCUCUGCCCAAGCUCCAAUCCCUGCAUUCAACUCUCGUGCAUCUCUGCUUCAAGAAGAAGCAGAGCCCCGCAGAGAUCUCUCCGAUCCGUAUCAGGCGCGCUGGGUCCCUACUGCCUCCAUCAUGGCCACUAGGCUCGACGGAACUCAGUUCAGAAUCCCUCGACGAAAGAAAAUCGGCUCUACUCAGGUUACUAGGGGUGGUGCACAGCCUACUGAAGCUUUACGAAAACAAUGUCUCGAAUUACUUGAUGAACCGAUUCAUAGAAUGUUACAAGCAGUCCGCGAAGAGAUUUUACAUAAAGACGCCCUGGCCGUAGCGUCGGCAAGUCUACCGCCUAAAGUCGAAACCUCAAAUCCUGGACCCCGGUCUCUUUGGACAGAUCGCUAUCGACCAGUCAAGUUCAUUGAUUUGAUUGGCGAUGAGCGGACAUUUCGGAGCGCCAUGAGCUGGUUAAAGACGUGGGAUAGAUGUGUAUUCAAGAAAGUAGAAUCUAACAAACGGAAACGGCAGAGUAAAGUGCAACCACAAUGGAAUGCGAAUGGGCCAUCGAAUUCGUUUGCCGAAGCAGCCGAGACGGAUCCGUAUGGACGUCCACACGAAAAGGUGUUGUUAUUAGCGGGUAAGCCGGGUCUAGGGAAGACGACGAUGGCGGAAGUUUUAGCGACCCAGGCUGGAUAUCAAGUCAUUGAGAUCAACGCCAGUGACGAUCGAAGUUCACGGACGGUGACUGAUCAGAUUAAGAGCGCAUUGGAAAGUCGGACGUUGGAUGCUGGGGCCAAGUUUGGAGGGGGCCUUUCACUCAAAUCUAACCGUCCAACCUGCGUGAUCAUCGAUGAAAUUGAUGGCGCUGCCGCCGGCGGUGGUGGUGGUGGUGGAGCUGGUGGAAGCGAGGCUGGCUUCGUUAAGGCUCUGGUCAAGUUGGUCACUGAAGGAAGUAGUAAUGCUCCCAAAUUCAACAGUAAAGGAAAAAGUCUAGAUCAAAGGCCAUUACUGCGUCCGAUAAUUUGUAUAUGUAAUGAUUUAUAUGCACCAGUACUGAGGCCACUCCGGCCGAUUUCGCGAAUCAUCAGGUUCAACAAUCCGACGCCAUUGACGAUCGUGAAACGAUUGCAGACGAUCUGCAAAUCCGAGAAGUUGCUAGCUGACCUGAACAAUCUCAAUUAUCUGGUCAAGUUAGCCUCGGGUGAUUUGAGGAGUUGUUUGAACACUUUGCAGUUCAUCAGCACCCAGAGUACUACCCUCACCGAUCAGAUCAUCAAGUCCGCCGUCGAAGCUAGUGUCAAAGACUCUGGCUCGUCUAUCCAAACCGUCCUCUCUCAUUUGUUCAAAAUCCCAGUCAGAAAAUCAGCAAAUAAGGAUUCCUCUGGCUCGAAGAAUUCAUACCUCAAUGAUUUGGUUAGGGACAUAAGCGCCUGUGGCCAGAAUGAUCGGAUCAUCCAAGGCUGUUUUGAGUCUUAUUUAGGGAUGAAGCAGCCGACGGAUCUAUGGCAGACGUAUGACCGCUUGCACGAAUGGUUAGACUUCCACGACCGCUUGGAGACAAAGAUCUGGAAGGAGCAGGAGUAUCAGUUGUCGGGUUAUGUGCCCUAUUCGAUUGCGAUCUGGCGAGAACUGAUGGGAAACGUGACGAAUAAGGCGCCUGAUUAUCCGAAGAUCGACUACGAACAUUUCCUCAAACGGUCUAUCAACGAGGAAACUCUGUCAUCCUUCAAUUCGCAUUUGCCGCCCAUCGUCAAGGCUAGCUUCAAAUCUCAGGAAGUCGUCUGUGAACUCCUGCCCUUCUUGAUCAGGAUCCUCUCCGUCGACCUCAGACCUGUGAACUCUAAGUUGAUCAAAAAGGAGGAGAAAGACGUCCUUGCUAGACUCGUUUCUAUCAUGAUCGAACUCGGCUUGAAGUUUGUGCAAGAUAAGAGUGAGGACGGUCAACUCUCAUAUACCUUAGAACCAGCGGUUGAUUUUCCAGUUUAUUACGAGGGUAAACGACCGAUUGAUAUCCCACCACCGAGGUAUUCUGUCCGACAAAUGAUUCUCAAUGAGAUGAACCUGUUGUCUCGUGCUCGUAAGCAAGAUCGGCCGACCACUUCCAGCUCCGAUGCAGCAUCCGGGACGGCUGCUUCCAUCAUCAAUGCUUAUAAACAGAAACCUAAUGGAUUGAAAUCCGAUCUUCCGGAGAAAGUGGCACUCGAUUUCUUUGGACGGAAACGGGUUGAAACAGAUCCCAAAAAAUGUCCUGAUAACGGUCAGAAAGAUCUUCCCAAAGAGAAAAUCAAAAUCCUUUAUCGAUAUCAUGAGGGAUUUUCUAAUGCUGUAAAAAAAGGAAUCACGUUUAAUGAAUUGAUGAUGAAAUGAAUAUCUGUUAUUUUUAUCAUAUCAAUUUUCAUCCAUUUUUGGUACUUUUUGACUCAAUUUAACCAGUCG
Puccinia graminis f. sp. tritici CRL 75-36-700-3 is the source of this 3295-nucleotide messenger RNA. RefSeq lists its product as uncharacterized. The transcript has 12 exons. NCBI's taxonomy places the organism in Eukaryota, Fungi, Basidiomycota, Pucciniomycetes, Pucciniales, Pucciniaceae. Gene Ontology annotation, molecular function: DNA binding; ATP hydrolysis activity; ATP binding. The record is from RefSeq and is a predicted model, not a curated record. Gene Ontology annotation, cellular component: nucleus. The coding region runs from base 95 to 3226 and encodes 1043 amino acids.